Amaranthus tricolor (Joseph's coat) is the source of this 2540-nucleotide messenger RNA. Its product is annotated as protein NTM1-like 9. Lineage: Eukaryota; Viridiplantae; Streptophyta; Magnoliopsida; Caryophyllales; Amaranthaceae. The transcript is spliced from 5 exons. The record is from RefSeq and is a predicted model, not a curated record. The coding region runs from base 294 to 2150 and encodes 618 amino acids. Gene Ontology annotation, biological process: regulation of DNA-templated transcription. Gene Ontology annotation, molecular function: DNA binding.
CUAGCUUUCUCUUUAUUCACCUGUGUAAGCAAACCCUCUUUCUCUCUCUCUCUUACUCAGCUCUUUCCUCUUCAUUUUGAUACUCAGAAUUUUUCUGCUACUGAAUCACUUAAAAAGAUACAAAAUCUAUAAAACCUAAAAAAAAGCCAUUCAAAAAAACAGCAAAAUUUAAAAAACCCAUAAAUUAAUUUUCCCAUUUAUUCCUUUAUUUAUAAUUUCAAUGUUUUAUCGUCAUCUUUAGUUGAAUUAUUUGGUAAAGUUUGAAUCUGUUAUUUGAAGGAGCAAAAAUUUAUAUGGGUUCUUUAGCUACCCCUUUCGAGAGUUUACCUCUUGGAUUUCGGUUUAGGCCUACAGAUAUUGAACUUAUCGAUCAUUAUCUUAGGCUUAAGAUCAAUGGUAAACAAGGUGAAGUUGCUUGUAUUCGAGAAGUUGAUAUUUGCAGGGUUGAACCUUGGGAUCUACCUGCUUUGUCGGCUAUCAAGACAAAUGAUCUUGAAUGGUUUUUCUUUUGUCCUCGUGAUCAGAAGUACCCCAAUGGUAAUAGGUCGAAUCGAGCUACUGAAGCUGGAUAUUGGAAAGCCACUGGUAAAGACAGGACCAUCAAGUCAAGAAAAAUGGGGAUAAUUGGUAUGAAAAAGACUCUUGUCUUUUAUACCGGACGAGCUCCUAAGGGGCAGCGUACCCCCUGGGUUAUCCAUGAGUAUCGUGCUACACAACCAGAGCUCGAUGGCUCACACCCCGGCCAGGCAGCCUUUGUUCUUUGCCGCUUAUUCAAGAAAGUUGACGAUCCGAAACCUGAUGAUAAUGAUGAUGGUUCCCACAUCGAUGAAGUUGAAACAAACAUUGACUCUCCUAAUCCAACGAGCAUCACACAAGAAGACAUUCGGUCAGAAGCAGCGGUUAUCCAGGCUUCUCCAUUGUCCGUUGAGCAAAGUGUAGAGCAACGAAGUGUAUCUCAAAAUUGUGCUGUCAAAACUCCUGAGAGUUUAACAACUGAUACUGCAUUUCCUGAUCGUCCUAUGUUGAACGAAGUAAUGACGCCUGGUGUGGACUCCUUUUAUGGUGAUGAUUUUUCCGAGCUCUACUUCAAUAUCAACUCAAUGCACGAGAACGAAGGACCUGGUUGCAUGGAUGACAUUUUCACUUCACAAAUGGAUGAUGGUCAGAAUGGAUUGCACAUACAGUACAUCAAUGGCCGGGAUCCUAUUUCUCACUUUCUUGAUUCCAUUCUUAUUCAUUCAGAUGCUCCCAAUUGCAAGGAAGCUGGACAUCAAGGGGCUGUGAUAGUUGAAAGUGACUUGUGGAAGAAUACCUCUAUGAAGGAGAGUGGAUCGUGUAGUGAGUCUGAUGUUGAAAUAGCCCAACAGCAGAAUGAUGCGGGCUUUGUUAACAGCAUGCCUAGUAACAAGAAUUAUAAUGAACCAAACGGCUACAAAGAACUUUUCCAAAAUCAAUUUUGGGAUGAUGGUGACGUCUUCUCGGAUGCGUCUUUGAAUCAAUUCUGCAACUCACAGGACAUACCAGAAGCAAUAAAUUACAAUCCACCCCUUCCUGCAAGCUUUGUGGAGGCUGAAGACAGAACUCAAUUUGUAGGAAACAAUGGAAUCCAAAUAAGGACCCGUGGAAGGCACUUGCCGCAAUCAUAUUUUAGCGAGCAAGGAAGUGCACCAAGAAGACUUCGCCUACACAGAGAACCAAAGUCAACAGUUACUGAGGAUAGUACCAUUGCUCCUCGUGUGAAAUCUGUUUGCCUGGAGGGUAGUGCUAUUCCUCCUCAUGACGAUACCCUCUGCCUAGACGAUCUUGGCGAAAAUACUGACGAACCAGGAUCAAGUGCAAGUGAAGCUGUUGGGACAGGAGUCCAGAUAAGACCCAGAAUCCGAGAAUCUGGGGUUCGUACCUCAGAUUUUCCUGAACAGGGAACUGCUCAUAGGAGACUUCGCCUGCAGCAGAAACGGCAAUCAACUUUCAGUGAUGAAUUUGAUGAGAAACAAUGUGCUGAUGAGACUAAACUUGAACCCGAUCAAAAGUUGAGUUCGUCCAAGAGGCCAACACCAGUACGUAUGGUUAAGGUAGUUAUAAUUGUGUUGUUUAUAAUGGCUUGUUUAAGCCUGUGGAUAAGUCAGAAUGUAUUUUUGAUAUGGAGCUGAUUUUUGCUUAACAAUACCCUCAUAUUGUAGCCAUAUUUGUGUCAUACCUUUAGCAGGUAACACAGGUUGUAGACUGGUUUGUGUUUAGGUUAUCAGAAUUAGAUUGCUGAUAUAUAUGGUAUGUAUUAUUAACACAGACUGUUCUUGUACAGUUUCUUGUUUUGUGAAGUAUAUGUUGGCUAAUUUUAGCAUCUUUACUGAAUGGUUUUCACCAUUGAAGAGUAUACGCUUAUUUGUUCACUGAAAAGCACAAUGAUUCUUAAAAUUUCAUCCUUAAAUCAAGAUUUGAUUCUUUUGUUUGAGUUAGAAAAUAUUUUUUGGGGAUCAGAAUUCUCACUUUUUGGUGUACUUGUUUUCCAAGGUAUAAUAAAUUCUUCAGUUUUAAUUGGA